Messenger RNA from Nicotiana attenuata, 1249 nucleotides. Its product is annotated as nuclear pore complex protein NUP107-like. NCBI's taxonomy places the organism in Eukaryota, Viridiplantae, Streptophyta, Magnoliopsida, Solanales, Solanaceae. Gene Ontology annotation, molecular function: structural constituent of nuclear pore. Gene Ontology annotation, cellular component: nuclear pore outer ring; nuclear pore. The record is from RefSeq and is a predicted model, not a curated record. Gene Ontology annotation, biological process: regulation of DNA-templated transcription; protein import into nucleus; mRNA export from nucleus.
GGGAGCUUAUUCGCUUUCAAGCUGGAGUUACAUUGGAAAUCUCUCGAUUAGAUGCUUGGUAUUCUGGCAGCGAUGGUUCUAUUGAAGGCCCUGCAACCUACAUAGUGCAUGGUCUUUGUCGUAGGUGUUGCAUCCCUGAAGUUGUUCUGCGGUGUAUGCAGGUCUGUGUGUCGCUUGUUGGGUCUGGUAAUCCACCUAAUACCCAUGAUGAGUUGAUCAACCUUGUCACAAAUCCUGAAACAGGGUUCAUUCGUCUCUUCAGUCAGCAUCAAUUGCAGGAGUUUUUGUUAUUUGAGAGGGAAUAUACAAUAUACAAAAUGGAACUCGAGGAGGAGCCAACCGCUUGAUUUGAGGAGCUUAAAUACUUGACAGGCUUGUUUCAAUUUAAGUUAUGGUAUAUCUCCUUUUGAGGUUGUUUAUGGUUUUAAUCCCUUUCCUCCCCUUGAUUUAUUACUGAUAGCAUCCUAGGAAGGAUGAUAAGGACAAGGAUGAAGCUUUGGAAUCUCAAAAAGAGAGCCUUUAACAAGAUGUCAAGCUAAAGAGUUGCAAAACAAGGUCAUUAGGCUUCAAGUGCAAAUAAAGAAGUUGCUAAUUGGGAGGAAGAAGAGCUCAAGGAUAAAGGUUGUGAAUUGGCUAGGUGUUACAAUUGUUUUAUGGCUCAAAUUUAUGUCCAAGAAGAGGAGUAUUGGAUCCCAAGAGACAUCCUUUGAAGAAGGUCCUAAUCAGUCCAUUUUUGGACCAAUUUGGCCCCUAAAAUGGGUCCAAACUUGCAGUCCAUGAUGUUCUACAUAAAGCCACGUUUUUAUAACAUAAAAAAGACUUACUUGAUGUCCAAGAAAGGUAGAAUAGUCGUGUUAGAUGUUGAGUGCAAGCUGGUGCCAAGUUGCUUUAAAAUUUCCUUCAAGAUUUCCAAGAUUUUCAAGAUUUUAUCCAAGAUAGGUUUGGGACUUAUUUCCAUAUAUUUUUGGACUGUAUUUAUUGAUUUCCUAGUUAGUUAAGGUUAUGUUUUCCUUUUCCUAAGAUUGUUUGGAAUUACUUUCCAAGCAUGGCUUGGUUUUUGUUUCCUAGUAUUUUCCUUUUCCUAAGGUUGUUGGACUUGUUAUCCAAAGUAGUUUAGGACUUUAUUUCCUUGUUUUUUUAGCCUUAAUUUCGUGACCCCCUCCCUCUCUAUAUAAAGGGGCGUCUUCUUUGUUUUUAGACUUAGAUUAUUCAGACUAUUAUCAAUAAAAAUUGUGAGAUUUUUCUUGCA